Molecule: messenger RNA, 988 nt
Organism: Micromonas commoda
Lineage: Eukaryota; Viridiplantae; Chlorophyta; Mamiellophyceae; Mamiellales; Mamiellaceae
Exons: 2
Coding region: 35-919 (294 amino acids)
Biological process (GO): SNARE complex disassembly; intracellular protein transport
Cellular component (GO): vacuolar membrane; SNARE complex
Molecular function (GO): syntaxin binding; soluble NSF attachment protein activity
Source: RefSeq, a predicted model, not a curated record
UAGGUCGCCCCGCUUCCCACGCCGAUCCGUCGCGAUGGACUACGCCGGGAAGGCAAACGAACUCAUGGACAAGGCUCGGAAGAAGCUCGCGACGAGCUCCUUCAUGAGCAUGUUCUCGUCCACCAGCAAGUACGAGGAAGCCGCCGAGCUCCUCGAGAAGGCGUGCAACAACUACAAGCUCGCCAAGAUGUGGAGGGAAGCUGCGGACGGGUUCGCGCUCCUCGCCGACUGCCACGACAAGUCCGACAGCAAACACGACGCGGCCGUCGCGCACGUCGAGGCCGCCAACGCGCUGAAGAAGAUCGACGUCGACGCCGCGGUGGCGUCCCUGCGCGUCGCGGUGGGCAUGUUCCAGGACAUGGGCCGCCUCUCCAUCUCGGCCAAGCACCUGAAGGACAUUGGAGAGACGUACGAAAAGGCUGAAAACUUUGAAGCCGCGCUGGAAGCGUACGCGCAGGCUGCGGACAUCUACGCCGGCGAGGAAUCCAGCGCCACCGCCAACACGUGCAAGCUCAAGGUUGCCGAGAUCGCCGCGCUCGUGGAGCGGUACCCGCUCGCCGUGGAGCGCUACGAGGAAGUCGCCAAGGCGUCCAUGGACAACAACCUCCUGAGGUUCAGCGUGAAGGGGUACCUGCUGUGCGCCGGGAUCGUGCGAUUGUGCUACCAGGAGCCGCACGGGGUGAAGAACGCGAUGGAGAGGUACGAGGACGUCGACCCGAGCUUCGCCGGUAGCAGGGAACACAAGUUACUCGGGGAUCUCUCGGACGCGGCGGAGGCUGGCGACGCCGACGCGUUCACCGCCGCGCUCGCGGAAUACGAUUCGAUGAGCCGGCUGGACCCGUGGAAGACCAAGAUGCUGCUCAGGGCGAAGAAGAACCUGGCCAAGGCGGUCGAGGAGGAGGAGGACGACCUGACGUAGGUUGGUGGGUCGCGCCGUGGUGCGAGUAGUCGUGACGUAGCGAAGCGUUUGAAACGGAAAACCGUCAUC